AUGCCGUCCCAUCAUCUCCCAAGUAUUGGAAUACCUAUGAUCUACACGUUGGGCAUCGAUGCAAGCAUGACCCCCAAGGCUCCCGCAGCAUUCACUACUCGCAUAGACCGAGAUGACACACUGGCCGGACUGGUGAAGAUGGUACAUUUCAGAUACGCUUUCACUAGCCUUAUGAAGUAUCAGAGGGGCAUAGGCCUCCAGGGCAGGGCCUCGCGUACCUUGGUACUCAAUGAGAAGCUGGCAGCCAUCCAUGAUCGAGCUACUGAACGAGAGCUUGAGUCUCUGGUGAAGCUCUUCCUAUCUACUAUAACCAUGGAAAAGCUAUCCACCGAAGACGUUUCCGGCCGUAUUAUAGACAUGCACCGCACAAGUCUCCUUUACUGGGUGCACCUGGUUCAUAUGGUUGGGACCCCUUUCCAGCCCGAGGAUCAGCCCUUCCAUCACUUGAAGUUUCUCAAUAUUUACUUGGGCCCGAUUCCCGCAGGCUGGAUACGCCUAGACAAUUUCGUUCCAGGUCUCGCACUUCCCUGCAUCAAACAGCUCUACCUUCAAGAUUUCAUCGAGACAUAG
Molecule: messenger RNA, 570 nt
Organism: Paraphaeosphaeria sporulosa
Lineage: Eukaryota; Fungi; Ascomycota; Dothideomycetes; Pleosporales; Didymosphaeriaceae
Exons: 1
Coding region: 1-570 (189 amino acids)
Source: RefSeq, a predicted model, not a curated record